CUGCUUUCUCGACGUUGCUCCGGCGCGUCGCCUAUCACGAGCACCAAAUCUGGUCUCGUCUCAACUCAAUGACCUCGGCGUACCAACCUCAGCAAUCUCUCGUGCUCUUUGACAUGGACCUGAAACCACCAUUAACCUCUGGUUCGCCGACGUCUUCUCACUCCGAUGUAUCUCCAGAUCCUUGUUGGCCAAGUAUGAGUGGUUUGUCAGUGAAAUCUCCACAGACGGCGAAAUUGACAUCAUCUACAGUCUCGAUUGAGGAAGAAACUGUUACCCAAUCAGAUUUGCCGUCUUCUCUUCCGGUAGUGAACAAUGGUCCUGCAGAUACAAGCCAUCAAAUAGAAGGCUCGGUUGUGAAGGAGAACAUCAUUAGUCUUCCAGUACCUCCAUCUAGCUCAAAAUCAGAGGUGGCUCCUUCCUCUAAUCUUCCCAACUCUCGUCUUGGAGCUUGGGCUCAUCCAAUCAAUCUCAAUUCUCUUUCAACAUCAAGGGUUCACUCUUCAAUCCAUGAAGUUGACGGAAGAGUAGCUAAAGACGGAUAUGUUCUAGAACUCUGGCCGUCUUUAAAAGAAUCGCAAAAUGGUCAAGUGAGAAGGGAAAUACUUGAAGCUCCAAUCUCCAAAUCUUUUCCAGCUGUGGCACAAGCUCAAAACCCGCAAGACAGGAAAGAAGAUGCUCUUCGAUUUCCAUGGGCAGCGAAAAUGAAUCCUGCUUGUAGGAAUCUCUACCGAGCAACAGAGCCUGAAUACUUAGAAGAUGGUACUCCUAAGGUAACUAUUCCAAGGCAUGUUCUCUUGCAAGGAUUACAGAAUCAAAAGGAAUAUAUUUUGGGUCAGUUCUAUAGAUGUUUGCCUCCGCCUGGAGGUUUAAUUUAUGCAGUCUUUAACAAGUUAUGGGGAAGAAAGUGUAGAAUCACUAUAAAGAAGUUGGGUGAAUCUAAUUACUUGUUUCAUGUUCCUGAUGAAGCGACUAGAACUUGGAUUCUUCAAAGGGGUCUUUGGCAUGUUGAUGACUGUCUAAUGUUUGUUGCUUCAUGGAAACCUGAAGCAUCCUUAGCUAUCCCGGAGAUCAAAACAAUCCCAGUGUGGGUAACUCUGAAAAAGAUACCCAACAUAUGUUACUCUAUUCCUGGAAUAAGUCAUAUAGCCUCUGGUUUAGGUGCUCCAAUGGCAACUCACAAACCCAGGUUAGACCCCAUUCUAAUGGGUGAAGCUAAGAUUUUGGUUGAGGUAGAGUUAAGCAAAGCAUUUCCUUUGAGAAUCGCUGCUAAUGAUGAAAACGGUUUCAUUUCCAUGGUUGAUGUGGAAUACGCUUGGCUGCCUUCGAAGUGCGGUAGAUGUGGUCAGCUUGGGCAUAAGGUCAAGCGUUGCUUACAGGAUGUCAAUGACUCGCAUUUAGUUGCUCCCGAGGUGAUUGAGACGGCUGCUAUCAUUAGCGAUGUGGUUACGACCACUUCGUUUGUCACUGUUCUUGAAUCUCCUCAGCCCGACACUACUUUAGCGCCGGUUUCAGAUAUUGAGGUAUCUCCUGACAUUCUUCUGGAUACACAUAAUGAACUGAACUCGGUUGAUCCAACUCCUGUUGCGAAAGUGGACAAUCUCAUCACACUAGCUACAAUCUCUGUUCUUGAAGACAUGUAUGCUUCCAUAGCAUCUCAACCCGAUUCUACACCAACCGACAUCAAAGAUACCAUUGAGUCUCCAGUUUUGGAGUCUGCCCAGAUUUUAUCAGUUACCAACACCUCUACUGCUCAUGCGACCUCUACUGUCCAAAAGGAAAGAAGUAGAAUAGCUGAGUCCGACCUUGGUUCUAACAAGUUUGCCUCGUUAAUCACUUUGGAAGAAGAAGGAGAUUCAACAGAUUCAGACAAAGAAAUUGAUUCUAUGAAUCUGUUGACACCUUCAGGAAAAAGGAUUCUUAGAGAGAGACCAGUUAAACCAUCCACAAAAGCUAAGGAGAUGCAUUUGUAUUCUUCGGCUCGUGGAAGAGGAAACCGAGGUCGUGGAAACCGAGGUGGACGCGGCUAG
Brassica oleracea var. oleracea is the source of this 2027-nucleotide messenger RNA. RefSeq lists its product as uncharacterized. NCBI's taxonomy places the organism in Eukaryota, Viridiplantae, Streptophyta, Magnoliopsida, Brassicales, Brassicaceae. The transcript has a single exon. The record is from RefSeq and is a predicted model, not a curated record. Gene Ontology annotation, molecular function: zinc ion binding; nucleic acid binding. Bases 69 to 2027 code for a protein of 652 amino acids.